AUGGCCAUCCGGAAACGCGCGGCUCUGCAUCCUUGUUCAGCACGGCUGUUUUUGAGCAUCGUCGGCAUCGCGCUGCUGACCUCCAGCAGUGCGUUCAGCGGCCUUUUCGGUCGCCGUGGAAGCUUCCAUGGCUUAUUGCGGCGUUCAGGAAGUCGGAGUGGCAUGCUGGAACCAAUGAAUGCUGGUCGAGACGAGGAAGCGAUUCGAUCAGAGCAAGCGAUUCGAUCAGAGCGUGAUAUCGACUGUCCCAAGGCCGUUUCUAGCUUUCAGUUCGAUCCUCGCCUGUGCAACUUGCUUCAGAACUGGCGUGAUGUGUGGCCAGUGACCGUUACAAAGUUAAAGAAAGGCCUUGGGGGCGCAGAAGUGCGAACAGAGGACGGCCUCAUCGGCUUCAUCCAUUCGAAAGAUCUUGGCAGUAUUGGCAGCGUCCAGACGGGAAAGAAAAAGAAGAAGCAGAAGAAGAAGAAGAAGAAGAACAAACAGGAGACGCAAGAAGAAGACAAGGCAAUCCGGUGUGGAAAAGGGCCCACCAAAGCCGCUGUGAUCAUCAAGAAGGUCAGGCCACGGUUCUGGCAAGUGGCCGACCCCCAAGAGAGCAUCGAGGGAGAAGAACCAAUAGUGUUUGAAGUUGUUGAUUCUCGGAUGGUUUUCAAGCCGGAGCACGAUGCAGUCCUGGAGAAGCUCCAGCAAGAGCUUGAGGAGGACGAUGCUGGUGGAACACACCAGGUUGAAGUAACGAUGGUUCGGGACGAAAUCGUUUAUGUGCUGACCAAGGAUGGUCUCUUGGGUUGGGUUCCUUUGAGCUCUCUGGGCCUGCGGAGUGAUGUGCCCAGCGUAGGAGAUGAGUUGAAUGUUACUGUCGUGGGCAUCAGGAGUUCGAAGGAUGCUGAAUGGACCUUUUUUCCACCACGCGCGCAAAGUUUGAUCUCUUCCUUUACUGGGGAGGACCCGAAGUUGUUUGGAAGACCCUCUCUCUGCUGUGCCGGGCCGCAGAUGCAAGAAUUGUUGACGCAGCUUCGAGACUGGAAUGUGGUACUUGCAGAGAUCGUGGGGAUUAAGAAUAAAGGAGUCUCGGUUGAGAUAGCAGGUGCUGAGUUCUUCCUUGGAGAUACCCAGCUCACGGGCAACAGAAGCAUGCUUAAGGCCUCGGGGGGGCCGAAGGCUGUGUUUUCGGUGGGCGAGCAGGUGAAGAUGCUCUGCGAGUGGGAUGAUCAAAGCGAACUACGGCUGUCUAUCCGAAGGCUAGAGCGGCGUGCAGGCGCUGUUCUGAUAAGCAAGCAGCGGGUUUUCGAAGAGGCAGAAGAGACUGCCGAAAUGCUCCGCAUGAAGAUGUGGGGUGACUCUGAACCGCGGAUUCCAAACACGACACAGGUUUCUGGAAACACAGAGGAUCUUCACAAGCAGUAUUCACAGCUGAUACAGGAGUACAUGACCACGUCUGAGAUCGCGGGACUAUAG
This is a messenger RNA of Symbiodinium sp. CCMP2592, 1458 nucleotides long. NCBI's taxonomy places the organism in Eukaryota, Dinophyceae, Suessiales, Symbiodiniaceae. The record is from the annotation of a GenBank genome assembly.